UCAUCAUCAGUGACGCUGAUCGGGGAUCAUUAGUGACGCUGGAGCGCGCAGGGCGUCGGGUUAAAGACGGACACACACACACACACACACACCUCUGCCUGACUUCCACCCGGUCAGUUUGGGUCUCUGUAGCUCGUGUUCAUUAUAUCAUGGCCACACUCCGGGCUCUGCGGAAACUGUGCCGGCAUUCCCACCAGCAGACCUGCAGUCUUCAUCUGUCAUCUUCAAGACAGGAAGCUGUGAUCAUCUCCGGCAGGAAGCUGGCACGGCAGAUCCGCAGCGAGGCGCGAGCCGAUGUGGAGGACUGGGUUGCCGCUGGAAACCGCCGGCCUCACCUGAGCGUCGUGUUAGUGGGCGACAAUCCAGCCAGUCACUCGUACGUCCUCAACAAGACCCGCGCCGCGGCGGAAGUGGGCAUCAGCAGCGAGACCAUCCUGAAACCUUCCAGCAUCAGUGAGGAGGAGCUGCUGGACCUGAUCACCAAACUCAACACGGAUCACAGGGUCGAUGGGCUGCUGGUGCAGCUGCCACUUCCUGAUCACAUCGAUGAGCGACGGGUGUGUAAUGCCGUCUGCCCGGGGAAAGAUGUCGACGGUUUCCAUGUGGUCAACGUUGGUCGCAUGUGUCUGGAUCAGUCCACCAUGUUGCCUGCCACUCCCUGGGGCGUUUGGGAGAUUAUUAAACGGACCGGUGAGAAACUCAUUAGAACGCUGGGUAAGAAUGUGUUGGUGGCCGGUCGCUCCAAGAACGUGGGGAUGCCCAUCGCAAUGCUGCUGCACACAGACGGGAGACACGAGCGGCCGGGAGGCGACGCCACAGUGACCAUCUCCCACCGUUACACUCCCAGAGAACAGCUCCGUCAGCACACCAAGAUCGCAGACAUCAUUGUCGCCGCUGCAGGUAUCCCUAACCUCAUCACUGCUGACAUGAUAAAGGAGGGCGCAGCUGUUAUAGAUGUUGGGAUCAACAGAAUAUUGGACCCCUUGACUGGGAAAAACAGACUGGUUGGAGACGUGGACUUUGAAGGUGUUAGGAAGAAGGCCAGCUUCAUUACUCCAGUCCCAGGCGGUGUUGGACCGAUGACUGUAGCUAUGCUGAUGAAAAACACCAUCAAGGCAGCAAAAAACGUCAUUUUAACGCCUCCUCAGCGCGUGCGGAUGGUGGCGUCCUCAUAACAGCCUCUUCUCGCUCGCUUCACAUUCCACACUCCGGCUUCAGUUCAGGAUCUCCGGGUGGAAAGGCAGUUUCUUUAAAUGCUAUUUUUGCAUCCUUUAGUCUAGUUUAUAUAUAUAAAAUAUAUAUUCAAGGGUUUGAGACAAUGAAUGUGCUUUUUCAUUCAGAUAUUUUAAACAAAAUAUACACUAAAUGUAUCAGUAACUUUGCCAAGCAUUAGACACAGGUUUCACUUUGUUUUUACUCUGUUACAGUUUUGCUUUUUCAGCAUUUUGUAUGUUUAAAUAUUAAAAUAGGAUGUUUUGAAGAAUAUUUAUUAAUAAGAAACGCAUCAGAAAUGUUCCAGCACAGCCUCAGUCCGUGUGAACACAGUGUUGUUCCUGAUAUGAAUGAGUCACAUGACCAAUACUGGUCAAUAGUUGUGAGUCAGCAUGCAAGAUAACUGACCAAAUGACCUUUGCAAUGACCGUUUGUUCAUCUGGGGAGUAUCUGUGACUGAACUGACCCAUCACUUCUUUUAUUAUAUUUAUUUAUCUGGAGUUUGGGGAGAGUGAUGAUGAUGACGAGGAAAUGCAGAACAUAUUUACUCUUGGAGAAUGAGAGAAAAUUCGACCGAAGUUAGAUGAGAAAUCUUGCCAGUUUGGUGCUUUUUCAGCUGUAUGUUCCUGACAUGAUCAAGGAAAUCAUAGUUGUUUUGCAUACUAACAUGUAAUGCUUUGAAACAUGACAUUAAAAGCAUCAGUUUAAACUGAUUGUUUCAUUUGAA
This is a messenger RNA of Megalobrama amblycephala (Wuchang bream), 1939 nucleotides long. It is a transcript of the gene mthfd2, whose product is annotated as methylenetetrahydrofolate dehydrogenase (NADP+ dependent) 2, methenyltetrahydrofolate cyclohydrolase. The record is from RefSeq and is a predicted model, not a curated record. Gene Ontology annotation, cellular component: mitochondrion. The transcript is spliced from 8 exons. Gene Ontology annotation, molecular function: methylenetetrahydrofolate dehydrogenase (NAD+) activity; methylenetetrahydrofolate dehydrogenase (NADP+) activity; methenyltetrahydrofolate cyclohydrolase activity. The coding region runs from base 150 to 1175 and encodes 341 amino acids. Gene Ontology annotation, biological process: tetrahydrofolate interconversion. Lineage: Eukaryota; Metazoa; Chordata; Actinopteri; Cypriniformes; Xenocyprididae.